Molecule: messenger RNA, 2824 nt
Organism: Grus americana (Whooping crane)
Lineage: Eukaryota; Metazoa; Chordata; Aves; Gruiformes; Gruidae
Gene: IKBIP
Product: IKBKB interacting protein
Exons: 4
Coding region: 166-1308 (380 amino acids)
Source: RefSeq, a predicted model, not a curated record
GCGGCUGCGGCUGCCAACGGUCGCAACGGGCGAGGCGCCAAGCGCUGGCCCGGGCCAGUGGUAGGGCUCCGGGGCGCGUAAGCGUGGUCACGGCCCUCCCCGCCUUGCAGCUGGCGCCGGAGGAAGCGCUGAGGGUCUUUUGCUUCUGCAUUUUAAGAACAGAAAAUGUCUGAAGUUAAGCAGAGGAAAAAAGGUAUUUCUUCAUCGAAGACCAGUGAAGGUUCACCAAAGGUUGAGAAGCACAGUAACUCUGGGAAGCUGGCAAGUCCCAGGACCAGCAAUAAUCGGAGUUCCUUUUGGAUGGACUCACGGACAACUUUGAGCAUAAUUUCCCUUGCUGUUUGCCUGGUGCUGACCUGGUUCCUAUUUCAUCAGUCAAGUCAAUUUGCUGAUAUGGAAAAAAAAUACAAUUUUUUACAGCAAGAAGCUGAAAAAUUCCUGGAUGUUGAAAAUAAAGUUAACUUAAUUUCUGAAAAGCUUGAGUCUUCUGAAAGUAUCCUACGAGAAGCUGCCUCAUCCAGCUCUGUGAUGACUGAGUUUGAGCAGGAAGUAUCUUCUCUUCAUAACAUCAUAAAUGAUAUUCAGAACAAUGAGCAGAUUCUCUCUAGAAAGAUGCAGAGCAUUAAUGAGAAGUUCCAAAAUGUUACAAAUUCCUGGAGAAGAAACUUGGAUGAAAUGAAUACAAACACUAGUGGUUUAAAAUCUGAAGUGAAGUUCAUACAUACAGAAGUUACUUCCCAAAUUAAUGAAGUUGACCAAAGAAUUAAAUCCCUUUCAGAAAGAGUAAAAGAUUUGGAAGACAGUACAGCCAGAAAUAUUAAAACACUAAAAAGGCAAGAAGAUGAUGAAUUCUCUAGAGUUGAACAAAAACUGGACUUACAUGCAAAGGCAGUUGAAAAGCUAGAAGAACAGCAGAAUAGUCUGGUAGCCAAGGACACAGACCUGAAUCAGAAACUUGCGAACUGUGAACCUAAAAUUGAGGAGUGCAAGACCCAUUUGCCAACAAUUGAAAAUGCUAUUCACUCUAUUCUUAGAUUAUCAAGUGAAUUGCUAAGCAUGGAGAAAAAGAUAGAGGACUUGACAACACAGCUAUAUACUGUGGAAAAUGAUAUGUUGAAAACUGCUUCUGAUACAAUGGCAAUGCAAAAGGUUCUUGAAGGCAUACAACACAAUGACAGCAUAUUGAAAGUGCAAAAUGAAAUAGUGGUUUUAAAAGAAGUAGUGCAUGACAUAAAAGUAUCUUCAAAAGUAGAAGAAAUAACUUUAGAAAGCUAUAACUUAGAAAAUGACCAGAAUGGGGAUAAGUGAAUUUGGACUUAGGGUUUUCAUUGAUGAAAGAGCACUUUAAUCUAUUAUAAAUAACGUGACUCCAACAUACGUUGAGGGUAGCUGAAAUAUUGCCAUCAAUUUAAAUAGGCAUUGGAUCAGACUGAAAGGCAAAAUAAUAAAGAGGUUAGAGAGCAAAAAAUACUCCUCCUUGUGUUGGAGGAGGCAAGGAGUAUUUUCUUAAAUGAAGAUUAUUUUCAGCUUAUUUAUUAAAAAAUCAUUUUUAUUAAAAUGAAAUUUGAAGCAAAGUAUUUAGAUUUAAGAAAAAAAACUUGGAGAUGUUAGAUUAAAAUUUCCAUUUCAUUCUCACUACCUUGGUUUUUACAUUUUUCCUUUUUGUAUUAUGUUCUAUGGAGUUGUAACACAAUGAACAAUUAAGUUCAUAUCUCUAGGCAGAUAUGCAUGUACCUAGCUUUUAACAUAUUAUAUACCAUAAUGGUUUUGUGCUUACGGUACAGACUUCUCAAUGUCAGAGUUGUUACUGGGAUCUAAAUAUUUUAUUAUGUGCAGGAAAGCACUAAGUACAUUUUUAACAGCUGAAGCUUAUAUACAACAGCAUUACAGAAAACACUAGUAAAGUACCCCUUACUGAAAGCCUUCUCUUGCACUGGUAUUCACAUGCAGGGGGGUUCAGAGCAGCUGGUAUUAUCUUUUAUUUCUUGGACCCCAUGCAAGUGGCCUCCUUAAACCUCAUUCCCAGCUUUGUCAAACUUUCUAAAGUCACUGGCAUAGUUUUGUUCUGAAGUCGUUGGACUACAUAGAGACUGAAGGUCUUAUUAACAGACAUUCCUGUUAUAUUCUUCCAUCAUUUAAUUUGCAAGUUUGCUGUGAUCAGUCAUACUAUUAGUUUGGGGGUUUGUUUGUUUGUUUUGGGGGGGGUUGUUUGUUAUGGUGCUGUUAGAAACAAGUUUUACCCUUUUCUUUUGUAGAAUGUUCUCUGUUAGGCAUUGCAUGACUUGUCUGGUAGUGCAUUUCAAAGGGGAAAAAACUUAACAGUGUCACUGACAUUGUUUCCCAAAGUCUGGUGGACCAAGAGCUGCAAAAGCAAUUAAUGAAAGCCAGGGAGUUAUGUACUCGGGGGCACAGAAUAGCUAAUUUAUCCAUAGGUCUAAUAGAUCUACUUACACAGGAUGUAGCACUACCUAAUAUGCCUGAUAGCUGUUCAUUGAAAUUUGGAUCUCAGGACUAUCAGAAAUUUGUCUCUACAGACUUAUAUCUUGGUAAUUUCCAAUUCCUGAACUCAGGAAAAGAGAUUGCUUAGUAGACAGUAUGAACCCAUAACAUUUAUGACUUAAUCAGGUUUAAGUUAAAUUAUUCUGGUUUUCUACCUUCAUUUAUCUAGAACUCUACUGAAAUCUUGACUAAACAGUUAAUGCUGCCCAUUCAAGAGACUAUUAAACCACCAUUUCUCAAUGUUAUAAAGUCUUUCAAUUUCAUAUAUUUAUUGCUUAUGUAUAGAUUUGUAUCUGUUUAUAUUCAAUAAAAUAUAUUGCAGUGG